Molecule: messenger RNA, 2466 nt
Organism: Eurypyga helias (sunbittern)
Lineage: Eukaryota; Metazoa; Chordata; Aves; Eurypygiformes; Eurypygidae
Gene: USP16
Product: ubiquitin specific peptidase 16
Exons: 17
Coding region: 1-2466 (821 amino acids)
Biological process (GO): regulation of cell cycle; regulation of gene expression
Cellular component (GO): nucleus; cytosol
Molecular function (GO): cysteine-type endopeptidase activity; cysteine-type deubiquitinase activity; zinc ion binding
Source: RefSeq, a predicted model, not a curated record
AUGGGAAAGAAACGCAUCAAAGGCAAAACUGCACGAUUGGAUGAGUCUCCGGAUAUGCUGGAAUCUGUGUGCAAGCAUGUUCGUAAAGGAUUGGAGCAGGGUCAUCUGAAAAAGGCACUGCUGAAUGUGGAAUGGCAUGUUUGUCAGGACUGCAAGGUGGACAAUAAGACAGAAGAGAAGUCUAAGGAGGAGACCGACGAAAGCCCUUCGAUAUGGUUAUGUCUAAAAUGUGGCCAUAGGGGCUGUGGCAGAAACUCUCAAGAACAGCAUGCCUUAAAGCAUUAUACAACGCCGAGAUCAGAUCCCCAUUGUUUGGUUCUCAGUUUGGACAACUGGAGUGUGUGGUGCUACAUGUGUGAUAAUGAAGUCCCUUAUAAUACUUCAACCCGAUUGGGUCAGACUGUGGAUUUUGUUAGAAAACAAGUUUGUACUGACUCAUCACGUACAGUAGGAAAAAAACAAGAGAACAAAGAAUUUGAAAAUAAAAAAGUAGAAAAAGACAGCAAAAAUGAGCAAGAAAAAGAAGGCUCGCUUAAAGAAGAGAAUUCUCAUUCAAGUACUAACUCGGAAGUGACUGUGAAGGGACUUAGUAAUUUGGGGAAUACAUGUUUCUUUAAUGCAGUGAUGCAGAAUUUGUCACAAACUCCAGUCCUGAGGGAGCUGCUUAAAGAAGCUAAAAUGCCUGGCACAACAGUUAAAAUCGAGUCACCUGAGCUAUUCAUGGAACCUCAGCUGAUAAAACUAGAUCAGCCAGGUCCUUUGACAUUAGCCAUGUAUCAGUUCCUGACAGAAAUUCAAGAGGCAAAAAAAGGGGUAGUCACUCCUAAGGAACUUUUUGCUCAGGUUUGUAAAAAAGCAAUACGAUUUAAAGGUUAUCAGCAGCAAGACAGUCAUGAGCUGCUUCGUUACUUACUUGAUGGAAUGAGAGCAGAGGAAAUCCAACAAAUAAGUGUGGGAAUACUGAAGGCAGUGUCUGACUCCAACAAACAAAAUGAAGAAGAACUUAAAAAGAAAAUUAAAGAAUAUGAAAAGAAAAAGGGAAUAAAAAGUUUUGUAGAUCGAAUCUUUGGCGGAGAAUUAACCAGUACGAUUAUGUGUGAGGAAUGCAGAACCGUAUCCUUGGUCCAUGAGUCUUUCCUUGAUUUGUCGCUUCCCGUACUAGACGAUCAGAAAGUAAAAAUUACAAAUGAGAGAAACGUUAAAAAAAGUAAAGAAAAGGAAUCUGAAGAUGAAGAGGAUAAAAACAAUGACUGUUACCUUAAGCAGAGAGAUGAGCCCCCUGGUACAAGUAAGCACCUUCAGAAAAAAGCAAAGAAACAGGCCAAAAAACAAGCCAAGAGCCAGCGCCGCCAGCAAAAACUUCAGGGGAAGGUGCUUCACUUGACAGAUCUCUGUGCAACCAAACAGUCAGAGAAAGAUGUCGAGUAUAACCAAGAAUCAGAGGCAGAAAUUAACCCCGAAACUCCCAAUGUGAAGCAGGAAGAGGAGUCACCGAAUGAUUGCAAAGAUCCCUGCCUAACUCAGGAAGACUUGAGUGUACAGGGAAAUGGCACAGGGGUUCAGAGCACGCGUGAAAAUACAGGAAAGCCGGAAUCAGAGUGUGAAGAAAGUGAGUCUUGCGUGGAUCUCCCUGUGGAAGGGUUAGAUUCUCCUUUUGUCAAUGGCCUUGACAGCCUCUCUUUGAAAGAGGAGGAUGAUGAAAAUGAAGAUGAGGAAGAGCUUGCUACUGACUUCUCAAAACUGCACUUGGGUGCCAGUGCUGAAUCUGAUGGGAGUACCUUGGAUGAUCUUCCACCUGUUCCCCUCAAGAUGUGUGAAGUCUCGACCGAAGAUCCAGGAACGGCUUUCUGUACCCUUGCAAACAGGGAAGAUCUGAACCCAGAAGAAGGGUCAAUCUAUCACUGUUUAUAUCAGUUUACGCGUAAUGAAAAGCUUGUCGAGACCAAUAAACUCCUCUGUGACGUGUGUACGCAAAGACAUUACGGACCAAAGAAGAACAUGAAAAGUGAGAAGUAUGUUUAUACUAAUGCCAAAAAGCAGAUGCUAAUCUCCCUUGCUCCUCCAAUCUUAACUCUUCACUUAAAGAGGUUCCAACAGGCCGGAUUUAAUCUACGGAAGGUUAACAGGCAUAUCAAGUUUCCAGAAGUGAUAGACUUGGCUCCUUUCUGUACGGCUAAAUGUAAAAACGUGGCGGAAGGGAAGACGAAAGUACCGUACGCUCUGUAUGGAGUUGUUGAACACAGUGGAACGAUGAGGUCUGGGCACUACACUGCUUAUGCUAAGAUGAGGAGUAUGAACAACCAUCUCUCUGAUCUUGUCCUUCGAGGACAAUCUCCUCAAGCUUCAGAAACGGAGCCGGCGAAAGGGCAGUGGUUCCACAUCAGCGAUACCCACGUGCAAGCUGUGUCUGCAGCCAGAGUGCUGAGCGCCCAAGCCUAUCUCCUGUUCUACGAGCGGCUGCUGUGA